UUGCAGGAAACUCACCCGAUUCGAGGGGACAGGCAGACCUCAGAGUUACUGCGGAUUUGGUUCCAGACUAUCGCAGUGAAGCAAAUACCUUCACAAUAAACCGGAAGAGUUGACAGCGGGUCCGCACAGCUUUAAGAACAAAGUCUUUAAAAAAGCCCGAGUCUGUGGGGUUUGCAGACAGAUCAUCGAGGGUCCAGGGGUGUCAUGCCGAGCCUGCAAGUAUGCCUGCCACAGGACAUGUGAAGCCAAGGGACCCCAUGUCACGCUGAUGGCUGAUGCAGGAGCUGCAGUGACUUGGUCGGACAGGCCGUCUUCCAGACGGCAUCUCUGUGCCAAGGGACGGACGAGGCCCAGAGCCGGCGACCUCCCCAGCACCAGCCACCACGCCUCUCCUGGGUGUCCACAGGUGGUGAGUCCCCACUGUGCGCGAGCCCACCUGGAACAGGCUCUGCGGGCCCCCUCGCCGGCCGCGUCUCUGUGCUGUGACAGACCGUGCAGGCCUGCGACGCGGAGCCCCGCCAUGGAGGACGGCCGCGAGCUGGACCUCACCUACAUCACCGAGCGCAUCAUCGCCGUGUCCUUCCCCGCCGGCUGCUCCGAGGAGUCCUACCUGCACAACCUGCAAGAGGUGACACGCAUGCUGAGGUCCAAGCACGGGGACAACUACCUGGUGUUAAACCUUUCGGAAAAGAGAUACGACCUGACAAAGCUCAACCCAAAGAUCCUGGACGUGGGCUGGCCCGAGCUGCACGCGCCGCCCCUGGACAAGGUGUGCACCAUUUGCAAGGCGCAGGAGGCCUGGCUGAACAGCGACCCCCAGCACGUGGUCGUCAUUCACUGCAGGGGCGGGAAGGGACGCAUCGGGGUGGUCAUCUCGUCCUACAUGCACUUCACCAACGUCUCCGCCAGUGCCGACCAGGCCCUCGACAGAUUUGCCAUGAAGAAGUUCUAUGACGACAAAGUCUCGACUUUGAUGCAGCCUUCCCAGAAACGGUACGUUCAGUUUCUCAGCGGGCUCCUGUCGGGAACGGUGAAGAUGAAUGCGUCGCCCCUGUUCCUGCAUUUCGUCAUCCUGCACGGGACCCCGAACUUCGACACGGGCGGAGCCUGCCGGCCCUUUCUGAAGCUCUACCAGGCCAUGCAGCCGGUGUACACGUCGGGGAUCUACAACGUUGGCCCAGAAAACCAAGGCAGGGUCUGCAUCUCCGUGGAGCCGGCCCAGCUCCUGAAGGGGGACGUCAUGGUGAAGUGCUACCACAAGAGAUACCGCUCGGCCACCCGCGACGUCGUCUUCCGCCUGCAGUUCCACACAGGCGCCGUCCAGGGCUACGGCCUCGUGUUUGGAAAGGAGGACCUGGACAACGCCUGCAAAGAUGACCGUUUUCCUGAUGACGGGAAGGUUGAGUUGGUCUUCUCAGCCACUCCGGAGAAGAUUCAAGGGUGUGAGCAUUUGCAGAACGACCACGGGGUGAUCGUGGACUUCAACACGGCAGACCCGCUGAUCCGCUGGGACUCCUACGAGAACCUGAGUGCAGACGGGGAAGUGCUGCACACGCAGGGCCCCGUCGACGGCAGCCUUUACGCCAAGGUGAGGAAGAAGAGCAGCUCGGACCCCGGCGUCCCCGGCGGGCCCCCGGCCGUCCCCGCCGCCAGCAGCCCGGACCACAGCGACCACACCCUGUCCGUCAGCAGUGACUCCGGCCACUCCACGGCCUCGGGGAGGACCGACAGGACCGAGGAGCACCCGGGCCCAGGACCCAAGAGGGGCCUGAGCCCCCAGGAGAAGGCCGAGCUGGACCAGCUGCUCAGCGGCUUUGGCCUGGAGGACUCCGGGAGCCCCCUGCAGGACAUGAGCGAUGGCCGCAGCAAGUGCGGCGGGACCCGCCACGUGGUGCCGGCCCAGGUGCACGUGAAUGGGGACGCUGCCCCCAAGGACCGGGAGACGGACAUUCUGGACGACGAGAUGCCCGGCCACGAUCUGCGCAGCGUGGACAGCACAGGGACGCUGUCCUCCUCGGAGGGCCACGCGUCCGCCCACCUGAGCCCCUUCACCUGCCACCAGAGCAGCCAGAACUCGCUCCUGUCAGAUGGGUUUGGCAGCAGCGCCGGCGAGGACCAGCACGGAGCCCCUGCCCCCGACCUGGGCCUGGGCGGGGACCCCCUGUACGAGCGCGAGCGGGCCUUCGGGGGCCGCGAGCCCAGGCCGCUGCAGCCCAUGAUGAUGGCGAUGAUGGUCAAGACGAUGAUGGUGGUGAUGAUGGUGGUGAUGGAGAUGGUGGUGAUGAGGAUGCUAGUGGUGAAUGUGCUGGACACUUCUGUCAUUUCAGGAGGAGUCUGCGGCCACUGCAGUCGGCCCCGCUCCACGCUCCCCCAGACCCCGCCGCCCCCGGUCUGCCUUCUGUCUCCGUGGAUCGGCCUCUUCGGGGUGUUUCGCGUGCUGGCAAGCCCUCUUUGGAGACCCCGGGCGUCCGGUGUGGGGGGCGUGUUUCUGGAAGCUCUGUCUCGGCGUGGUGGACACGAGCUGGUCUGCACGGACGUGACCCCCGAUGCACGAUGUGCCUUCGUGGGCGAGACGUGGAAUUUGCCUCAUCCCGGGGCGGGUGGCGGAGGCCCCGCAAGACACGGUGACGAGCCCCCGAGCGGAAGGUUCCGGAAGCUGAGCGUCGGGCAGUAUGACAAUGACGCCAGGGGGCCCCCGGCCUUCUCCACGUCCAAGUGCGGCUGGGGGAAGCCCUCCAGUGCGGAACAGGCCCCAAGCCUGGCGCCCUUGCUCUCUCCGGCCAGCGCCAAGGAGACGGCGAUCCCCGCGUACCCCCGGGACCUGGACGGGGUCGACGGCAGGGUCUUCUCGCCCAACGGCAGUGGCAGUGAGACCCUGCCCCCAACACCUGCGUUCCCCGUGUCUCCGGAGACGCCGUACGUGACGACCCCCCGUUACCCUCCGUUCAGCCCCCCGGGGCCCCCGAUGGGCGGCACCAUCCUGUACAGAGGAGCUCAGGGAGAACAUGGUGAGGAGGAGCCGGGAGAUGCCGGGACUGAGAAGAGGCCCAGAGCAGGCUGGCCCAGAGCUGUGACGGCCGUUAACGGAGGAGGUGAUCCCAGGAGCAGGGGCUGCGCGUGCCCUCCGGGCCGCGACCUCUCUGCGUGGCCCAGCAAAUGCUCGCACAUCCCUGAAGCAGAACCACGAGGCUGCCCUGAGAUUCUCGGUCACUCCGUGGGGAUGUCAGAGAGCCCGGCUGGACCCACGCCUGCGGUGCUCCGGGCCGACGUGCCCACGGCGCCCUCCUUGCAGCGGGCCUUCAUGUCCUCCUGCACGGUGUCCGGCAGCAGCCCCGGCCAGCGGAGGGAGAGAAAGGGGGGCUCCUGUCAGGACUUGGCAUCACGCACAGAGCACGCCUCCGGGCGGCCCCAGUUCCCGCCCGCCGAGCUCCAGACGCCCUUCCACGGCCACCAGCUGUCCCUGACGGCCCCCCCGGAAGCACUAGGGCCGCCGAGCAGCCAGGCCUUCCUGAGCUUCUGCUCAGCCCCCGGGGGAGCUGGCCUUCCUCCCGGGGGGGACGCGGGGGCCUUGCUGGCCGGUUCCCACGGAGCAUCCCCGGCCCUCGGCCCCCCGCGGGCCGCCGUGGAGCCUGCCGGCGACGGUUUCCUGUCUCACGGCUUUCUCACGGCGGCGCCGGGACACAGCGGCCACCACAGCCCGGUCCUGCAGGGCCCGGGGCUGACCCUGCCGGGGCAGCCGCCCCUUCCCGAGAAGAAGCGGGCCUCGGAGGGGGACCGGUCCUUCGGCUCGGCCUCCCCAUCCUCCAGCGGCUUCUCCAGCCCUCACAGCGGGAGCACCAUGAGCAUUCCUUUCCCAAACGUCCUCCCGGACUUUUCCAGGGCCUCGGAGGCGGCCACGCCGUCCCCAGAUAAUCCAGGUGAGAAGCAGGUGACCGUGAACUUUGUCCAAGACACAUCCAAGUUCUGGUACAAGGCGGAUAUCUCCAGAGAGCAAGCCAUCGCCAUGCUGAAGGACAAGGAGCCCGGGGCCUUCAUCGUCAGGGACAGCCACUCCUUCCGGGGCGCCUACGGGCUGGCCAUGAAGGUGGCCACGCCCCCGCCCUCUGUCCUGCAGCUGAACAAGAAAGCUGGAGACUUGGCCAACGAACUGGUCCGGCAUUUCUUGAUCGAGUGCACCCCGAAGGGAGUCCGGUUGAAAGGAUGCCCCAACGAGCCGUAUUUCGGGAGCCUGACGGCCUUGGUGUGCCAGCAUUCCAUCACGCCCCUGGCUCUGCCCUGCAAACUGCUCAUCCCGGACAGAGAUCCGUUGGAGGAAAUAGCAGAAAGCUCUCCCCAGACCGCGGCCAACUCCGCGACGGAGCUGCUGAAGCAGGGGGCAGCCUGCAACGUGUGGUACCUGAACUCCGUGGAGAUGGAGUCCCUCACCGGCCACCAGGCCAUUCAGAAGGCCCUGAGCAUCACCCUGGUCCAGGAGCCGCCCCCCUUGUGCACGGUCGUGCACUUCAAGGUGUCGGCCCAGGGCAUCACGCUGACGGACAACCAGAGGAAGCUCUUCUUCCGAAGGCACUACCCCGUGAGCAGCGUGAUCUUCUGCGCGCUGGACCCCCAGGACAGGAAAUGGAUCACAGACGGCCCCUCCUCAAGGGUCUUCGGUUUCGUGGCCCGGAAGCAGGGCAGCGCCACGGACAACGUGUGCCACCUGUUCGCGGAGCAUGACCCCGAGCAGCCCGCCAGCGCCAUCGUCAACUUCGUGUCCAAGGUCAUGAUUGGCUCCCCGAGGAAGAUCUGAGCCUCGCGCCGGGAGACCCCCAGAGGGGCCGGCUGUGCCCCCGACCUCCCCGGCCCAGGAGGGAAGGGGGCCCUCCAGCUUACACACCAGAACAAGCCACCCCGCGGCCCAGUGGCCUUCCCGGAAAGACACGUUUCUGCCUCCCAGGGCCCCGGCGGAGGAAGACGGGCGCCGGGUGGGCCCCCAUACUUGCGCUCUUACAUCUGCGAGGGGAGGGGAGCCCAGCCCGCUCGGCAGUGGCCCGAGUGGCCGCUGUGCCUCGGGGUAGCCGUCUCGGGGGGGCUCCUGUCCAGCGGACACCCUGGCGCCUCUGUCCUCCCGCGAUCACCACGGAGAGGCUGAUGGGUGGGCCUGAAGAGGGGUGCACGCCUAAUUAAGGUUCGUGCAGGUCAGGCGCUCCGGAUCCCUGGGGCGUGAACGAGGGGUCGGCGAGAUGGGCGGCGAGGCCAGGAGGUCCCUGGGUCCCCGUGGAGGGGCUGCCUCCGCCUCCGCUUGCCCAGCUCUGACUGGCACGCUGGGCCGGGAGGGGAACGCCGUUUCCAUAAAAGUUACGUUUUACUUCUGCCAAA
Molecule: messenger RNA, 5358 nt
Organism: Vicugna pacos (alpaca)
Lineage: Eukaryota; Metazoa; Chordata; Mammalia; Artiodactyla; Camelidae
Source: RefSeq, a predicted model, not a curated record